Messenger RNA from Ficedula albicollis (Collared flycatcher), 1848 nucleotides. It is a transcript of the gene LRIT2, whose product is annotated as leucine-rich repeat, Ig-like and transmembrane domains 2. Gene Ontology annotation, molecular function: protein binding. Bases 1 to 1848 code for a protein of 615 amino acids. The record is from RefSeq and is a predicted model, not a curated record. Lineage: Eukaryota; Metazoa; Chordata; Aves; Passeriformes; Muscicapidae. The transcript is spliced from 6 exons.
AUGGAUCCUGUCUGUCAUAUUUUUCUUCUUCUUCUGGCCUUCCACAAGAUAAACCCAUCAGUUUCAUCUUGCAUCACAGGAUGCUCUUGUUCUCAGGACAGCUUUGGAAGGAGUUUGCUCUGCAUGUCUGCACUGCUGAGGCAGAUCCCUGCAAACAUCCCUCAGGACAUCCGGAAAAUUAGAAUAGAAAAUUCUCACCUAACAGAAUUGCCUCGUGGCUCUUUUGAAAACGUUAGUGCCUUGGAGUAUCUGUGGCUCAAUUUUAACAACAUCACCGUGAUGCACAUCAAGAGCCUGGAAUACCUCCCAGCUCUGAAGGAGCUGCGCUUGCAAGGGAACAAAUUAAGUUCGGUGCCAUGGACAGCAUUUCAAGACACCCCGACUCUGAAAAUCCUGGAUCUGAAGCACAACCGGCUGGACGUCCUUCCAGAACACGCACUCCGCUACCUGCCCAACCUGACCUACUUAGAUCUAUCCUCAAAUCAGCUUACCAUCAUAUCCAGGGAUGUCUUCUACAACUGGCCUGUCUACCAGAGAAGCCAGAGGACGGAGGGGCCGCUGGAAGCCAUUUCCAAUGCCGUCCUGGCCCUCCAUGACAACCCCUGGAUUUGCGACUGCCGCCUGCGGGGAUUCGUCCAGUUUAUCAAGUCUGUGGGCCCACCUAUUAUUCUGAUGAAUUCCUAUUUAACUUGCUCAGGCCCAAAAUUCAGGACAGGGAAGUUUUUUCACGAAGUGGAGCUUAACAGCUGCACGAAGCCCCUGACCUCAGCCCUUGACACCAACCUGACAGUCCCAGCAGGGCUGAACAUCACCCUGACCUGCUUUGUGCAAGCCAGCCCUUCCCCAGCUGUCUGGUGGACCUAUGCACUCAAACUUUUAAGGGCAUUUAAUGUGUCCACGGAGCCCAUCAGCGAGGACACCGUGCGCUCGGAGCUGCUGAUCCCGGCGGCACGGCCAGCAGACGCCGGCAACUACACCUGCACAGCCGCAAACUUCCUGGGCAACACCUCGGUGGCCAUCAGCCUGCGCGUGGUGGCCCCGUGGGCCUCCACCACGGCCCGCGGCUGGGGGGCGGCGGCGGCGGCCGAGCCGGGGGAGACCUGGUACACGCUCCUGGUGGGCCGCUACGACGCCGCCCAGAAGGACACCAUCUACAUCGGGCCCGGCGUCAACACCUACUCGGUGACCGACCUGCUGCCCGCCACCAAGUACGAGGUGUGCGUGGCCGUGCGCAACCAGGCUCCCCGCAAGGGCCAGUGCGUCGUCUUCGUCACGGGCAGCGACGUCAGCCAGAUGGAGCAGCGCGAGAAGCUCAUCCACAUCGUGGUCAUCGUGUGCGCCAUGGUGCUGGCCGUGCCGGCCGGCAUGUACGCCUGCACGGCCGAGUUCAAAUUGCAAAGAAACCUGGAUUCCAAGGAGCUCCGGGGUUUGACUGCAGCCACGGAGGGGGCCAGGCAGCUUCAGUACAAAUUACAGGGGUCUGGAGUGGUGAGGAAGGGGCAGAAGCAGCUGGCCAAGCAGGAAAACCUUGUCCUGGGAAAGCCCUGUGCAGACACAGCUAAUACAGAGCUGCAUGAGCUGAUGCUGGUGAAGACCAGUGUGGGGCCGUGGAGACCUCCAAAGCAGGGGCAGCCUGAGUCCCUGUUCACCCGGGGAGACUGGCUGGCACACUCAGCACCGUGGUCAGACACAGCUGCAGGGAGGAACCACGGCACACGGCGCAGGAACCGCAGUGCCGACUGGACACGGAGGCAGCGCUUCUGCGGGGGUGACUGUAGCACGUGGUACUUGUGGAAGGCGAGGGGUGGCUACCGCAGCGAGAAGCUGCUCUGGUUCACAGGGUGCUGA